AUGGGCCACAUUCUUCAAAACAGUCCCCGUCAAUUUCGUGAUCUUCUUAUCUUAGAAACUAUCCACCAGGUUCCGGUUUUCCGUGCCUAUCAAAAAUUUGUCAGAAAAUUUGGACAGGAUUCAAUGAGUUAUCAAGACUAUGAGUUUUGGUAUAUGAGAUUUCUCAGAGGAGAGUAUAGUAUGGAUUACGAUAGGAGCCAAGACCCGAAAACUCGGUCACUGAUGGAUAUGCCGCUAGAGAUUAUGGAGCAAAUUGCAGGCGGUCUCAACAUUCGUGAAAAAAUGCGCUUGCGAAAAGUGUGCGGAAACCUUCGAACUUUCAUCGACACAACACCAUCAAAUUUCAUAAAAAUCCUAGUCAGAUUUGAAUCAGAAAGGACAAGACUCUGGUUGGAUGACGGCACCCAAAAGUUGGAUUUACGUCGACCAGAUAGAGUUGCGGAAUUCGAACAUUUUUCGGUUCUAUAUGAUUCGAAGGCGACAUGGAGUAUGCUCGAGGAGCUUAAGGAUGACGACUGUCUCGUUCGUGUUCACAGACAUCGGGAUAAGAUAGUCCCCAAGGCGAUUCACUGGGAAAUGGCUAUGUAUAAUAUGUUUUUUGCACUCAAAAAUCAGAAACAGGUGUUAGAAGAGAUCUCCAUUGAGAACAAGUCAUUGAGCAACUUUGAGGAAUUCGAGACAAGAUUGAAGUGUCUGAAACGGAAAAUUCGUGUGAAGAAAGUCAAGAUUGUCACACAUUACUCUAAUGAAGAGAGUAUGAUUUUACCAUACAUCGAUCCGGAGACUAUUGAGGAAUUGGAAAUUGAGAUGAAAGAUUGGAAAGUCGAAUUGAAAUCAGAAGAGGAUUACAAGGAGAGAAUUCGGAAGAUUGUGGAGACGGAGACUAUGCUCACCUCACAAGUCCAACAAUGUGUCCAACUGAGCUGUCCAUCUGUUCCGUGGGAAUGGAUAAUGUGUUUACUGGAAAGAGAAUUUGAUGCGAUUAAAAUCAAUUCGUCCUUCUAUCGUAUUCCCAUUCCAAAUAGCCGCCAGUUCUUUGAGAUUAUCUUGCACCCGACAGAAAUCAAAAUCACCCGGGUUGAGAAUUGA
Messenger RNA from Caenorhabditis remanei, 1089 nucleotides. RefSeq lists its product as uncharacterized. Gene Ontology annotation, molecular function: protein binding. NCBI's taxonomy places the organism in Eukaryota, Metazoa, Nematoda, Chromadorea, Rhabditida, Rhabditidae. The transcript is spliced from 4 exons. The record is from RefSeq and is a predicted model, not a curated record. Bases 1 to 1089 code for a protein of 362 amino acids. Gene Ontology annotation, biological process: innate immune response.